AUGAAGGAACAAAAACAAGAACAAAAGCCAGAGAGACCAAAGAGAAAACUUAGUGAAAAACAACUUGCUGCAUUAGCUGAUGGAAGACAAAAGAACCCACGUUUGCUGGCGAAGAAAGCUAGAGAAGAAGCUGAAGCAAAAGCUAAAGAAGCUGAAGCAAAGAAAGAGUAA
Molecule: messenger RNA, 171 nt
Organism: Trichomonas vaginalis G3
Lineage: Eukaryota; Parabasalia; Trichomonadida; Trichomonadidae
Exons: 1
Coding region: 1-171 (56 amino acids)
Source: RefSeq, a predicted model, not a curated record